AUGAAAAAUGAAGAUUCUACAUAUAAAGAAGAUAAGUAUUCAAAAUAUUCAAAAGAGAAUAUACAAAAAAUAUGUGCUACUCCAUAUACCGGAUCUAAUAUAGGUAACACAGUAGAAUCUGUUUAUUUUGUUAAUUAUAGAGCUGUUGUAGUAAAAACAAAACAUUAUUAUGUUACUCAAAACUCUUAUAUGCUUUUUGGUGAUGUCUUUAAAAUAUAUAAUUUAAAAGGAGAGAUAAAAAAAAUACAUGCAUUUUUUCCAGGAGAUGAAAAUAAUUUAUCGGACACAUUAAUAAUGUUAAAAACAACAAUAGUUGCUGUUACUACAUCUAAAGGAGAAGCUUUGCGUUUGGCUGAUGAAAUUAAUAUGACAUGUAAAAUAUGUCAUAAGAAAAGAAAAGCAACUAAAUUUUCUAUAGAAGGAUUUCUAAGAAAAGUUAGAUGUGACACCUGUAGAGUUAAACCACGAAGUGUAAUUUGUAAAAAUAUAAAUAACAAUAAAAAAAUAAACAAUUCAAAAAAUAACACAAAUAGUAAUAAUAAUAAUAAUAAUAUAAAUAAUAAUAUAAAUAAUAAUAAUAAUAUAAAUAAUAAUAAUAAUAAUAAUAAUAAUAAUAAUAAUAAUAAUAAUAAUAGUAAUAGUAAUAAUAGUAAUAAUAAAAAUGAUUCGUUAAAACCAGAUGAAAGUAAUAUACAGAGUAAUCAAAAUAAACAUCUUACAAAAAAUAAAAUUAUUAAAUAUGAAAAUAUAGAUGACGAAAAUAUAAAAAAUGAAAAUUUUAAAAAUAUGAAUAUCAAAAAAGUUAAUACAAAAAAUUGUAAUAUCACAAAUAGAAAGGCAAAAAAAACUGAUAAUAAUAUACAAAAUGAUAUGAAUAAUAAUCAUCUUAACAACAAUUUUGUUAAUAAUAAUAAUAAUCUUAAUAAUAAUCAUCCUAACAACAAUUUUGUUAAUAAUAAUAAUAAUCUUAAUAAUAAUCAUCCUAACAACAAUUUUGUUAAUAAUAAUCAACUUAACAACCAUCCUCUUGACAAUAGGGAUAAAAUACAAUCUCAUAAUUACAAACAUGCAAAUUCUAACUCAGUCCUUAAAUAUAAUAAUAGUAAUAAUAAUUACUCAGCUAGCCAAAAUCAAUUUUUUUUUUUCCCAGAGGAAGAAAAUAGAACUCAUUAUCUAGAGAAUGAACCCAAUAAGAGGGAUGAAAUAAUUUGCAUGAUAAUUGAACUUAUAAAAUAUAUCUCAUACAUGCAAAAGGCAUUAAUAAAAGCAUCUGAAGGAAAUUUCUUGAUUGAAAAUCCAGACAUCAAUGUAGAAAAUGUAUCGAAAUUAGUUUAUUCAGCUCAACAAUUAUGUAACAAAUUACUUAACCAAAAUAAUAUAGAAGGAGAAUAUGGGAAUAAUCAUUUGUGUGCACCUACUUCGUUGCUUCUUCACAAUAAUGAGAAGGGAAAUACAAUAAAAAGUGAUGUCAAUAUAAAUAAUAUAAGUAAUAAUAAUAAUAAUAAUAAUAAUAAUAAUAUUAAUUAUAAUAAUAACAAUAAUAUUAAUUAUAAUAAUAAUAAUGUUAAUUAUAAUAACUUUAGUAAUAAUCAACUAAAAAUCAAGUACACAAAAAUGUAUCAAGCUAAAGUCAAUCACAUAACCAGGACAAGCAAUUUGAAUUUAAAUAAUAGUAAUAAUAAUAAUAAUAAUACGGAUAUGUUUUAUAAUAUGAACAAUCAAAAUGAUAUGAGAACUACAAAUACUCACAUGACUAACCUUUCUUAUAUUAAUAGAAAUGAACAAAAUAAAAAUAAUAAUAUGAAUAAUGAUACCGAUAGCAAUAUAUAUAUAAAUAAUAAAAGCAAUGAUAAUAAUAUUAUUAAUAAUAUAAACAAUAUGAGCAUAAUGAAUAAUAUAAACAAUAUAAAUAAUAUAAAUAAUAUAAAAAAUAUAAAUAAUAUAAAUAAUAUAAAAAAUAUAAAUAAUAUAAAUAAUAUUAAUAGUAUUAAUAGUAUUAAUAAUAUGAAUCAUAUGAAUCAUAUGAAUAGUAUUAAUGGUGACAAUAAUAUUAAUGGUAACAAUAAUAUUAAUGGUAACAAUAAUAUUAAUGGUAACAAUAAUAUUAAUGGUAACAAUAAUAUUAAUGGUAGCAAUAAUAUUAAUAGUAACAAUAAUAUUAAUAGUAACAAUAAUAUACUUAAUAAUACCAAUGAAAGAAAUAAAUAUAAUAUUGAGAACGAAUAUUCAAAAAAUAUUCAAAAUAUUCAAAAUAUACAAAAUAUACAAAAUAAUCAAUCUUAUGUAAUACCAUAUUAUUAUAAUAAUCGUCAUAAUAUUAACUCUUCGACAUCUUUGGAUACUUCAACAAAUGAUCAAAAAAAUAAAUCAUAUAUAAAGGAUAAUAAAGAAUAUAUGUAUGAAAAUAAUCAGAAGGAUCAACACGAAGAUAAAAAUCAAUAUCAUGAUCACCAAGGCAAACAACAACAACAACAACAACAACAACAACAACAACAACAACAACAACAACAACAUCAACAACAUCAACAACAACAUCAUAAUAAUAAUAUAAAUCAUACAAAAAAUAAUUAUUAUAAUAAUAAACAGCAGUUCUUAUUUUCUACUUUGUCAAAACAAUAUAAUACUAAUGUCAAUAUUUCAUUCGCUAAUAUAAACAAUUCUUUAUCAAAUAUUUGUAGGAAUGUCUCUAAAAAUUAUAAUCUCAAAGAUACGGUUCUAAAUAUGGAAAAGUAA
Messenger RNA from Plasmodium reichenowi, 2733 nucleotides. RefSeq lists its product as hypothetical. NCBI's taxonomy places the organism in Eukaryota, Apicomplexa, Aconoidasida, Haemosporida, Plasmodiidae. The record is from RefSeq and is a predicted model, not a curated record. Bases 1 to 2733 code for a protein of 910 amino acids. The transcript has a single exon.